AUAAAAGGAGAGGGGGAAAGGAGGGGUUCUCACUUUUCUGCAUCCAGGGCACACAGACAGUGUCACUUUGUUGCCAAGGGCUGGUUUUAGGCAUCCCCCCACAAUGACCUCUUACAGUUUCAGGCAAUCUUCCUCUGGAGGGCUUGGUGGUUCUUCCUUUAGAUCUCCAAGCAUUCAUGGCGGGUCUGGGGGCCGGGGUGUCUCUGUCUCAUCUGCUCAGUUUGUCUCCUCUGGAGGAGGCCUAGGUGGUGGUUAUGGUGGUGGUUACGGUGGUGGUUAUGGUGGUGGUUACGGUGGUGGCUUUGGUGGAGGCUUUGGUGGUGGCUUUGGUGGAGGCUUUGGUGGCAGUCUGAGUGCCACCAAUGAUAGCCUCCUUUCCGGAAAUGAAAAGAUAACUAUGCAGAAUCUGAAUGACCGCCUGGCAAACUACCUAGAGAAGGUGCAUGCCCUAGAAGAGGCGAACACAGACCUAGAGGUGAAAAUCCGAGAGUGGUACCAAAAACAGGGACCGAGAGCAACCCGUGACUACAGCCCAUAUUACAAGACAAUUGAAGACCUCCGAGACAAGAUCCUUGCUGCAACAAUUGACAACAGCACACUUGUCCUGCAGAUUGACAAUGCCAGGCUGGCAGCUGAUGACUUUAAAACCAAGUUUGAGUCAGAGCAAGCCCUGCGCCUGAGUGUUGAGAAUGACAUCAAUGGCCUACGCAGAGUCUUGGAUGAGCUGACCUUGGCUAGGACUGAUUUGGAGUUGCAGAUUGAAAAUCUGAAGGAAGAGCUGGCUUAUCUCAAGAAGAACCAUGAGGAGGAAAUGAACUCAUUUACAGGGGCUCUAGGAGGCCAAGUGAGUGUUGAAGUUGACUCUGCCCCAGGCAUUGAUCUCACCAAGAUCCUGGCUGAUAUGAGAGACCAGUAUGAAGUGAUGGCUGAUAAAAACAGGAAGGAUGCUGAGGCUUGGUUUACCAGCAAGACUGAAGAGCUGAAUCAAGAAGUUGCUGUCAACACUGAACAGCUUCGGGACAAAAAGACUGAGAUCACGGACUUGAGACGGAGCCUCCAGGGCUUGGAGAUUGAGCUCCAGUCGCAACACAGCAUGAAAGCCGCACUGGAAGGCACUUUGGCAGAUACAGAGGCUCGCUAUUGUGCUCAGCUGGCCCAGAUCCAGGGACUGAUCAGCAACGUCGAAGCACAGCUGGUUGACCUCCGAGCAGACAUGGAACGUCAGAACAGUGACUAUAAACUCUUGAUGGACAUCAAGUCCCGGCUGGAGCAGGAGAUUGAGACCUACCGGAAGCUCUUGGAUGGCCAAGACCUCCAGUUCUCAGGAACUAAUGACAAAGUGGGUGAUAAGUAGUUCUGAAGACCACUUUCAUCUUCAUAUGGCAACAACUGUGACGGACAGAGGAUGCUGACUGGGCUGAUCAACAGAUGGAAAUUAGUGUUUCGCAAUCACUUUCAAUUAUUUCUUGAGCAAAUAUUCUGGGUGUCUGAGGGCAUCUGAUGUAGUCCUUCUUGCCUUUACCUUUCUGGAUGAUGUUUCUGCCGCUUAAUAAAGAUACUUUUGGCUUCUGCAAAUCUA
Hemicordylus capensis (graceful crag lizard) is the source of this 1579-nucleotide messenger RNA. Its product is annotated as keratin, type I cytoskeletal 19-like. Lineage: Eukaryota; Metazoa; Chordata; Lepidosauria; Squamata; Cordylidae. The transcript has 8 exons. Gene Ontology annotation, molecular function: structural molecule activity. The record is from RefSeq and is a predicted model, not a curated record. The coding region runs from base 104 to 1354 and encodes 416 amino acids.